UCUCUGCCCGUUGAAGGGAAUAAAAAAUACAAUCCCUAAACUGCAGCUUUCCAUUAUCCCUCGUUUCGUAGCUUGUCUACAUCUUCCUCCUUUUUCACACUUCACUUGCUUCUUCUUCCGUAUAACUCAAUUUCCAACUUUUCAAGAGGCCAGGUUACUAAAUUUGGAGAAGAAUUGCUUUAUUGAUUGUUAAGGUUGUGACGAGGGAAUGGAUGCCCAAGGGAGAACAAGGCAGUGUUUCGCGCCAAUUGAAUGCACAAAGAAGGAGAAACGCAUAGAUAAUCCCCUUAUCAAGUACAAUGAAUCUGACCAACCUGUCUGUCGGGUUUGUGAAGUUGUUUUGAAAUCUGUAUCCCAUUGGGAUGCACACCAAGCUUCACGUAAACAUCAUGAGGCAAUUAAUACCUUGAAAGCUAAUGCAGCUAGGCUUACUCAGGCUAGCAAUACACAAUCUGGGCUGCAUCAAGGGUUUUUUGAUAAUCAUGAGGCGGGGAAGCAAAAAACAGAGAUUGCAAAGAAGACAGAUCCUAAUUCAAACAAAAAGCUUGGAAUUUCAGCCCAAACUCAUGCAAAGGAGUCUCCAUAUCCAGAGACUGAGGAGGAUGGUUCUCCUCAAAAUAUUGCCAUUCAAACAAAGGUGACUCAGAUUCCUGAUUCAAGACAGGUGACUCAGUUAGAAACCAAGAAAGUGAAAGGAUCUCUUCCUGAUGACUUCUUCGAUAAGGAUGAUGCCAAGUUACCUCUGGAGCCUCCUAGGGAGAAUAAACAGGCGUCAGAGCAGGGAAAUGCUCUGGAAACCAAGCAAGUAAAGGGAGCUCUUCCUGAAGGAUUCUUUGACAAUAAGGAAGCUGAUUUACGUGCUCGUGGCAUUAAGCCUGUUAAAAUAGAUGUCAAAGAUGAGUACAAGGAAUUUGAAAAGUUGAUUCAAGAAGAUUUGCAAGUGGUGGACAAUCGUAUGGAAGAAGAAGAGAUUGAUGCAGCUGAAACGAUCGAAGAGGCUGAAUCUUUGGAGCAAAAGGUUUACAAGCAGAAAGUCGAAAUGUUAUGGAAGAGGAAACUGGAAUUGGAGUCCACUAGAUCGAAUAAACGUUGCAAAGGGAAAGAAGCUGAUAGACAGGAAUCUGACAGUGAAGAUUCAUCUAGUGACGGUGACAGCGAUGAGAAUUUUGCAGUUGAUUGGAGAGCUCAACAUCUAUGAAGUGACCACAAAUAUUGGGUCUGUUUUCCUUGGAACUAUUUUAUCUGUGAGAUGAAGAGAGACAAAAUCCAAAUACAUUCUGAUCGAUUUUGCAAGACGCAAAGCAAUUGAACCUUGGUCAUUUCAGCUGAAAUAUACUCUUUCAACCGAAUGACAGUAGCAUCAGUGCCAUUUGUCUAUAAGAUGGACUGAUUAGGUUUUGAAAAGAUUUAUCAAGUAACGACUAAUCUAUUCAUUGACGGCUUGUAGUUUAAGCUUGGUUUACAGGUGUUCAUGGAUUGGAGAAUUUCUAUUCUGAAUCAGAGUUUUAUAUUGAGUAAUGUAAUUCUGUUGCAGCUUUGCA
Messenger RNA from Hibiscus syriacus, 1541 nucleotides. Its product is annotated as zinc finger protein 830-like. Gene Ontology annotation, biological process: mitotic DNA replication checkpoint signaling; mitotic DNA damage checkpoint signaling; nuclear DNA replication. Bases 209 to 1198 code for a protein of 329 amino acids. The transcript has 9 exons. The record is from RefSeq and is a predicted model, not a curated record. Gene Ontology annotation, molecular function: zinc ion binding; nucleic acid binding. Gene Ontology annotation, cellular component: nucleus; spliceosomal complex. NCBI's taxonomy places the organism in Eukaryota, Viridiplantae, Streptophyta, Magnoliopsida, Malvales, Malvaceae.